This is a messenger RNA of Apus apus (common swift), 5238 nucleotides long. It is a transcript of the gene RUFY3, whose product is annotated as RUN and FYVE domain containing 3. Gene Ontology annotation, biological process: regulation of axonogenesis. The transcript has 19 exons. Gene Ontology annotation, cellular component: cytoplasm. Gene Ontology annotation, molecular function: metal ion binding. The record is from RefSeq and is a predicted model, not a curated record. Lineage: Eukaryota; Metazoa; Chordata; Aves; Apodiformes; Apodidae. The coding region runs from base 1044 to 2966 and encodes 640 amino acids.
AGCCAGGCCCUUUUUUCCUUCUUUCCCUGAGAGGGGAAUCCAUCCAUUUAUUGCAGAGGAAUUCCAGAGCUCAUUUAUUCCAGAAGAAUAAAUCCAUCCUAACAAUUUUUUUUUUUCAUGUGGAAAUCUUAGUGCAAAGGUACCCGUUGAGAGGGUCGCACAGCAAAUAAAACACAAACUGCAACUUGCAGACCUGCUGUGAAAACAAAGGUGUUCCUUUGAUUCACGUCCUGACAUCCCGGCAUGUGAAAGGAAUACAAAUGUGGCUUUGUAUUCCCGGCACUGCUACUCUGUGUUCCUCUGUGGUAUGGAGAGGGUGGGUGAGAAACCUGAGUGGUCCUUGCUCCCAAAUGGACCGGCACAGCCUGAGAAGAUGCUGGGGAUGAGGAGAGCCUGAUUAUUGCCAUCCCUGCACCAGCAGCGUGAGGAAGCAUCCUGGGAGCUGCCUGCCCGAGGCUCCCAGCAGCUGAUCACAUGAGCCUGCAUGCUCAGCUCUCUUCAUUAGUCAGCCAUUUUGGUCAACACCCUGCUCACUGCGCACAGCCAAUCCUGGCAGCACUGGCUGCCCUGGCUCGCCUGGGAAGAAAGGGACCAGCACUUGGAUUUCAGAAGACCUGGAUAUCUCUCUCUGCAGUCUUCCUCUCUUUUUGCUUGGGUAAUCAUCAGAGGAAGCUGUUCUUUUUAUUCCUUCUGCUUUUUUUUUAGUUAUAUUUUUUUUAUAAAAAGAUUUUUGCCUUUUUUUUACUUUGCCUCCUGUCUUGGAUGCAGAAGCCAGGUUUUCUGUGGUUGCUUAGGAUCAAUAGCCUCUAGCCCAGCUGAAGACAACAACAACUGUUGGUGGAAAGGAAGGGAGGAAGAGACGAGCGUGAAGGAGCAGCGUUUCUACCUUGCUUGAUAUAUGAAAAGGCCAGAGCAGUCUGGGCUAUCCUGAACAUACCAGCGAGAUAUUUCUGAUUUUCUUCUUCAGAAAGCUUUUCUUUUUACUUCUUUUUUUUUUUUUUACCCCCUUACCCCCCCGUUGUUGUUGUACCAGCUGAGUCAUCAUGUCGGCUCUGACGCCUCAAAGCGACAUGCCAACCCCCACCACAGACAAGAUCACUCAGGCUGCCAUGGAGACCAUCUAUCUUUGCAAAUUCCGAGUGUCGAUGGAUGGAGAAUGGCUCUGCUUGCGCGAGCUGGACGACAUCUCACUGACACCCGACCCAGAGCCAACCCAUGAAGACUCUUGGGAGGAUUUGACAGAUGUGGUGGAGCAAUUGCGUGAUGAUACUGAAGACCCUGAUUAUCUCAUGGCUAAUGAACGCAUGAACCUGAUGAACAUGGCGAAACUGAGUAUCAAGGGGUUGAUCGAAUCAGCACUCAAUCUGGGCAGGACGCUGGACUCUGACUAUGCACCUCUUCAGCAGUUCUUCGUUGUGAUGGAACAUUGCCUUAAGCAUGGCUUGAAAGCCAAAAAGACUUUUCUUGGACAAAACAAGUCAUUUUGGGGACCUCUAGAACUAGUAGAAAAACUUGUUCCUGAAGCUGCAGAAAUCACAGCAAGUGUUAAGGAUCUCCCAGGGCUGAAGACACCUGUGGGGAGAGGAAGAGCGUGGCUGCGCCUGGCUCUAAUGCAGAAGAAACUUUCAGAGUACAUGAAAGCCUUGAUUAACAGAAAGGAUCUUCUCAGUGAAUUUUAUGAGCCCAAUGCACUGAUGAUGGAAGAAGAAGGUGCCAUCAUUGCUGGCCUUCUAGUAGGUCUGAAUGUCAUCGAUGCUAACUUCUGCAUGAAAGGAGAAGACCUGGACUCACAGGUUGGAGUUAUUGAUUUCUCAAUGUAUUUGAAAGAUGGAAACAGCACAAAGGGCAAUGAAGGAGAUGGUCAGAUAACUGCAAUUUUGGACCAGAAAAACUAUGUAGAAGAACUCAAUAGACACUUAAGUGCUACAGUAAACAACCUACAGGCCAAGGUGGAUGCUUUAGAAAAAUCCAACACUAAACUGACUGAGGAGCUUGCCGUUGCCAACAACAGGAUUAUUACACUGCAAGAAGAGAUGGAACGGGUCAAAGAAGAAGGUUCAUACCUCUUAGAGUCCAAUCGUAAGGUCGCUAAAGACAGAACUGCUGAUGGACAUGCACUGACUGAGGCACGAAAACAGUUAAAGGAGGAGACUCAGCUGCGGCUGGAUGUGGAGAAAGAGCUGGAGGUGCAGAUUGGGAUGCGACAGGAGAUGGAGCUGGCCAUGAAGAUGCUGGAGAAGGAUGUUUGUGAGAAGCAAGAUACGCUGGUGGCACUCAGACAGCAACUGGAUGAUCUUAGGGCCCUAAAGCAUGAACUGUCCUUCAAGCUGCAGAGUUCAGACAUGGGAGCGAAACAGAAGAGUGAAUUAAACAGUCGUUUGGAAGAAAAAACAAAUCAGAUGGCUGCCACCAUCAAACAGCUGGAACAAAGAUUGCGGCAGGCAGAGAAGGACCGUCAGCUGGCCCAGCAGGACAACCGGCUCUUCAAGCAGGAGUUUGGGGACAAAAUCAACAGCCUCCAGCUCGAGGUGGAAGAGCUCUCCAGGCAGCGGAGCCAACUUGAACUAGAGCUGAAGAGGGAAAGGGACAGAUGGUCACACAGUCACCACCUCAGCCAGCAACACAAAAAAGGUGCAAAGAACUGGCUAAAACAGGAUGGGAAGCUCAAGAGCCAGGAUGAAAAGCCACUAAGAGAGGAGAACAGUGUCCUGCCACACAAGUUCCUAAGGGGCACCCAGGAAGAGCAGGAACAUCUGCCAGGACGUGGACAUGCUGAGAUCUGCCAGCUCUGCCAGGAAGAAAGUAGCAGAAGCAAGAAAAAGAACAUCUGCAAGAACUGUGGUGGCACCUUCUGUGAAGCCUGUUCAGCAAAUGAGCUGCCCCUCCCGUCCAGCAUUAACCCUGAGCGUGUCUGCAAUCCGUGUCAUGAGCAGCUCAUCCAGCAGUAUUCCUUCAGCCCCUUGUAGGGGAUGGCUGGAAGAGGGAGUUGACCAAAAAUGCUUGUAGCUGAUGAUGGUUUCUGGAGUUGCUUUGGGGGGAAUGUGAAGAGAAGACACUUGCCUGUUUUCUUUGGGGAAGCAGCUUCAUGGUGUUUUACAGUCUCUAGAGACUAAAACAAGUCAGAGCCUUCCCUGUACAAAAAUCUGCCUGUUCUCAGCCCUGAGCUGGGGAGAAUGAUUUGACAAUGUCACAUGGUUAUCUCCAAGGUGUGCCCAGCAGCCUGGGGGUGCAGAGAGAACAGAGCCCUCCCCAAAACAGAUCUGAGUGUGUGUGUGUGUGUGUGUGUAUGUGUGUGUGCAAGGCAGGAGCAGCCUCAUCCUAGGCCGUGUGGUGGGGACAGGUGCUGCUGCCCAGCAGGGGCUCACUCACAGCAGAGCCUUCUUCAUCCUCUUCUCUGGCUGCACUUCAAAUACCCCUUUCCUGGUUGCCUUUGACAAUCUGGCUCAACCGUGCUGCUCCAGUGCCAGGUGUCAGAGGGCCAGGGAAGAGGCCAGUAAACACUUCCUAGCUUUAUUUCUUUGGCUCAGCCCUCUGGCCAUGGGCUGGCUAUGCAAAUGAGUGCAUACAUAUAGCAAGCUGUGAAAGCUUUCCUGUAUAUUUAGGGGCUGGGGGUGUAAGUGGUUUUGAGGCGUGCACUAUGUUAGAACUGACACCUUGCACUGAUCUGGCAUGGACGUGCCUUAAGGCAUCUCUGACCUUCCUCUCGGAGCCCCUCACUGUGACUUGGUGACUACAAAAUGGUCGUCAAAGCUAAGGAUGUAACUGUACCACCUGUCUUGGUGUGACAGCUGGAGAAAUUGGUUUCCCCAGUAUUGACCAAAUCCUCAUCAUGACACAGAGGAUUUAGGGCCACUUUGAUCCACCUCCCUCCCUUGUGCACAUGAAAAAUGUAAUAAAUCUGGCAUUUCAUUUAUUUUGUUAGAGCAAAAUGAAGGUGAGAAGAAACAGGAAUGCUUUUCACCUACUAGGAAUGCUAAUUUGAAACAGUUUAUAGAGGUUUGUUUCCUAGUUCACAUCAUUCUUUGUUGCUGUUACCUCCGGAAAGCAGGGGUGGCUUCUUCAUGAAGCACGUAGUGUAUCAUAGGUCUGGUUUAUACUGGAAGCUUACUUCAGUCUUUAAGACCACAGAAUGUUUUGUAGCCCACAGAAAACUUAGUGUAUUUGUAUGUGACAAAUCCAUUUGGUUUUGUACAAAUCUUACUAGGAGUUAGUGGUUUAAUUCCCUGGAGGGGAUUUUCUGUUCCAUCAGACUGGCUGGAAGGGCAUUAAGAAGCGUGGCGGAGCUGAGGUUAUUUAGAUGGUUGGUGCUAGUUUGUGCCAGGAAUUACUCUUGUAGAUCCCUCUAGGCAUGUUAAAACCACCUGAGUUCUCCACCUCUUAGUGCCCUUCAGAGCCACCACACUUCCUAGGGGGGCAACUUUGAAGAGAUUUUCUGUCUCUGCUCUUUUUUUCCCCCCUUCAUGGUGGUUACCAGGUAAAUGUCCUUGCUGCUGUCUCUUGAAGUAGAUCAGUAGUUAAGUUGUGAACAGAGUUGAAAUGCAAAAGGCCCAGAACUCCAGUGUGGGCAGUGUUCUGCAGGGCAGAGGCACUGGUGGAGGUGGAUGAUGCAGGGUGAGCAGUUGUGUGUACACAUUGACCAGGAUUCAACUUCCUGCAUCCAAACCUAGAGUGACUCAUCCCCCAAGCAAUUUCCAUCUUGGAGGAUUAAACUGGAACCUGGGCACUUAGUGUAAAUAGUUAAUGCUGGGCUAUCCAGCCUUUUGCAGCUGGUAAGUGACAGCUUCUUUGUGACCUGUCCCUAGCUUCCCACUGUCCUGGCAGGAGCAGCUGCUCCAAGUGAAGGCUGUGCCUGUUCACGUGACAGAGGACAGCUCCUGAACUGGUCCUCUGAAGUGACAUGAGAUCUCUCUGAUGGAGCAGGGAGGUGGCUGAAAACCCUUGGAAUCCAGCUCUGGAAGCUGGCAUUUGGAAAGGUCAGAGCAGGACUGUGCUUGCUGCCAGCUGCAUCAGCCCUUGCCCCUUUCCUGCUGUCUCAGGCUCUAGUGACUGCCUGCAAGUUGUGGUUGUUGCACUUGGUGAUGCUGCAGGUGUUGCAGGCACGUUUGCUCAGGUACUACUUGGAAUGCUGGUGUGUGGGCUGACACCUGGAUGCUUGGACUGGGGGGAGGAGCAGAGGGUGGUUUUCUGAUGGUGAUUGUUUCAUGCAAUAAAAGAACCCCCUUGUUCAUGUGUAUCCCA